AUGAACGAAGCAAGAAAAAAUGGUACAAAACCAAAGAUCGCACCCUUCCGUCUUUCUACCAAACCCAGCAUAAAAGAUGCGCCUAUUUUUGAGGACAUUGCUUAUACGAAGAAAAAACGACCACUUAGAAAACUAAGUACAUCAACGUCUGAAGGAAAUGAAGAAACAACGGUUAAAGAGCAAGUUACGGAAACUGUUGAACAGGACCAAAAAACUGAUAUUACUCCCUUUGGAAAGAUGACGGCGAGCUCAACUAAAAAGCUUUUUGGUGACCCUUUGAAGUACAAGGUUGCCGACCCAUUUGCAAUAAUGACCGCUGAACCCGAUGAGGAUGAGCCUGCUGAAGACCUGACUGUUGAACCGGAAAAGGAGUCAGCUACAGAAGAAUUUGCUCCGUCAGUUGAAAACGAAACUACUGAGUCAGCUGAGAAAGAAACUGCUGAAACAGCCGAUAAGGAAGCUACUAAAGGUGAAUCCGCUGAGUUAGCAAUAAUGGUAUCUGCUGAGUCGGCAAAAAAUGAAUCUGUUCAGUCAGCCAAGGCCGUUGAUGAACAGGAUAAAUUGGAAAUAAAUGCAGAAAUUGAUAGUAGUACUUUGAGAGAUACGGACGAUAAUAUAUUGGAGGACAAUCUGACGAAGCCGAAUGAUAAGAAAGAAAGUAAAAGUGAUGAAAAGGAUAAACGCCAUAGAAAACACAAAAAGUCGGAGAAACAUGACAAGUCAGAGAAACAUGACAAGUCAGAGAAACAUGAGAAGUUGGAGAAACACGGGAAGUCAGAGAAACAUGAGAAAACAGAGAAGAAAAAGAAACGACGGAAAGAAAGGAACAAAUCUGAGGAUGAAAGUCAUGGUAUGUUUGCAAUAAAUUUGUUUUUCGUGAAUUAUUUCAAGGUGGUGAAUAUUCACCCUUCUUGUAGGCAUUUACAAAGCUAUAUUUAG
This is a messenger RNA of Paramuricea clavata, 939 nucleotides long. NCBI's taxonomy places the organism in Eukaryota, Metazoa, Cnidaria, Anthozoa, Malacalcyonacea, Plexauridae. The record is from the annotation of a GenBank genome assembly.